AUGGAAAACCAAGUGAUUGCUCUGAAGGAGAAAGGUAUUUCUGCAGAGUAUCUCUCUUCCACCCAGCCUACGCAUGUUAAAAACAAGAUCCAUGAAGACCUUGACUCUGGAAAACCCUCAGUAAGAUUGCUCUAUGUUACUCCAGAGUUGAUUGCGACAAAAGGAUUUAUGUUGAAGCUGAGAAAACUCCAUUCCAGGGGUUUACUAAAUCUUAUAGCCAUAGACGAGGCACAUUGCAUCUCAUCAUGGGGCCACGACUUCAGACCUAGCUAUCGUCAACUUUCAAAUUUGAGAGACUCUUUGUCUGAUGUUCCAGUGUUGGCUCUAACUGCCACUGCUGCUCCUAAGGUACAAAAGGAUGUUAUUGACUCCUUGAGUUUGCGGAAUCCAUUGGUCCUUAAGUCAUCUUUCAACCGCCCAAAUAUCUUCUAUGAAGUUCGGUACAAAGAUCUUAUUGAUAAUGCUUAUACUGAUUUGUGCAACUUGCUCAAGUCAUGCGGAAAUAUUUGUGCAAUUAUCUAUUGCCUUGAGCGUACAGCCUGUGAUGACUUGUCUCUUCAUCUCUCAAGUACUGGGAUCUCUUCUGCUGCCUAUCAUGCAGGACUUAAUAGCAAAAUGAGGAGUACUGUUUUAGAUGAUUGGCUGUCCUCGACGAAGCAAGUUAUUGUUGCCACAGUGGCUUUCGGGUAUGAAUCACUCUGUGAAUUACCUUUUUCAUUUGGGUUCUGGUUUUAUUAUGAUCAUCUUUUUUUGCGUCUUGUUUAUGUUUGGGAGCUCUUGGUGCACGUGGGUAUAGAUAAGAAGGAUGUCAGAAUGGUUUGCCAUUUCAACGUUCCAAAAUCAAUGGAAUCUUUCUAUCAAGAGUCUGGUAGAGCAGGUCGGGAUCAAUUACCCUCGAGAAGUGUACUAUACUAUGGUGUAGAGGAUAGAAAGAAAAUGGAAUUUCUACUACGGAACUCAGAGAAUAAGAAAUCCCCAUCCUCAAAGAAGCCAACAUCUGACUUUGUGCAGAUGGUCACAUACUGCGAAGGUUCUGGAUGCCGAAGAAAAAAGAUUCUUGAGUGCUUUGGUGAAGAGUUUCCUGUGCGGGAGUGCAAAAAAACGUGUGAUGCAUGUAAGCAUCCAAAUCAAGUUGCUCAUUGCUUGGAGGAGCUCAUGACUACUUCCUCCCGAAGACAUAAUUCUUCUCGAAUUUUCAUGACCAGCUCAAACGAUAAGACCAAUGAGGGACAGUACUCUGAGUUCUGGAAUCAUAAUGAAGAUGGAAGCAAUUCCGAUGAGGAAAUAUCAGAUUCAGAUGAUGACACUGAGGCUGCCAGGAGCCUAGCAGGACCUAAACUAUCGAAAAAGUUGGGACUAGACGAGAAACUGGUUUUACUGGAGCGAGCUGAGGAAGAGUACAACGAGAGGAAUAAACAGGUCAAAAAGUCAGAGAAGAAUGCAAUAUCUGAAACACUAAGGGAAGCAAGCAAGCAAAGACUCUUGGAUGAGCUAAGGCGAGUACUUCAGCUGCUCGGCGGUCUAGAAGAGAUUGAUUCACAAAAAGCAUCAGAGUUUCUAGAAAACGAGUGCUUUAGAAAAUAUAGUAAAGCAGGGAAAUCAUUUUACUACUCACAGAUAGCGAGUACUGUGAGAUGGUUAGGAACUGCAAGCAAAGACGAGCUAACGACACGACUUAGCAUAGUGGUCAGUUUGGUUAGAGAAGAAGAGCCAUCAAGAGAUUCGAUGCCGGUGACUGAACCAACCGAGAACAUAAUGGAAGAAGACGGCAAGGUUAAGGCAGCCGAGUCAGAGGUCGAUGAACCGACACGAGAGCUAGUGGUGAGCCCUUCGCCUAUAAGCCUUCCACAUAUUCCUUCAUUCUCAGAGUUUGUUAACCGGAGAAAGGUGAAGCACAACACAUCACUUGACAAUUCUUGUGAAGAUUCUGAUGACAAGAAACCGGCAAAGAUACUGAAGCUGCAGUGA
This is a messenger RNA of Microthlaspi erraticum, 1968 nucleotides long. NCBI's taxonomy places the organism in Eukaryota, Viridiplantae, Streptophyta, Magnoliopsida, Brassicales, Brassicaceae. The record is from the annotation of a GenBank genome assembly.